GGAUACCACAGCGUUACAAAACACUGGCAUGUUUCAUUCACUAUACUGUUUUUAACUAGAGGACAUCGUGUUCUGCUCCAUCGCGUUUUAAACAUGCAGCUCGCUGAGAUGCUGCAGGUGAUGAGGGGCGCAGGUAAAGUGGGGUCUGCCCUGGUGAACACGCAAGGGGAACAUCUUAGGCUGAUGGCAUGCAACUCAUCCCUCGGGGGUGUCGCCCAAGCUGCCCAGGAUAUGGUGGAGGGACUGGUGGGCACUGCAAUGGGAGGCAGCAAGGCUCAGUCUUUGAAAGAGGACGUGUUCCCUGACGCCGAGGGCUGGGAGAUGGAGCCGGAAGAGGCUGCCCAGUGGUCUGUUGGCUCAGAGUUCUCAGCCGGUGAAUCCAGGCAGAGCCAUGCUGGUCCUGAAGCCACAGCAGAGUCCACAACAGGUACGUUAUCAGGAGUGCCUCCACGCCAGGGGAACAGUCAAGGAGGAGCGGGCUGGCCAGGGCAGACGGCCAGGUUCCUCCACACCUCAGCAGGCCUCCACCACCGCUACCAGGCCAGGUUCAUCCAUGACACCGUGGUGGCCAGGCUCACACCGGAGGACAUCAAGAAGGCACGGGAGGCCAAGCAGGCCUUGGUCAAACCCGUCCGACAAAAGCUCAGCGACCGGGCCAGGGAGAGGAAGGUUCCUGCCACUAGGAUAAGCAGGCUGGCUAACUUUGGUGGGCUUGCAGUCGGGCUGGGGAUCGGUGCCAUUGCAGAGGUGGCAAAGCAGUCCUUUGGCAGCAAACGAUCAGGAGACGCCGGGGCGGUGAUGGACUCUCCGCUCCUGUCCGAGGCCAACGCAGAGAGGAUAGUGAACACGCUAUGCAAGGUCCGCGGUGCCGCACUCAAGAUCGGCCAGAUGCUCAGCAUCCAAGACAACUCCUUCAUCAACCCCCAGCUGCAGAAGAUCUUUGAGAGGGUCCGGCAGAGCGCCGACUUCAUGCCCCCCUGGCAGAUGAACAAAGUUCUGGCGGAGGAGCUGGGCUCAGGCUGGAGGGAUCAGCUGUUAUCUUUUGAUGACAAACCAUUUGCCGCAGCGUCCAUCGGCCAGGUGCAUCUCGGGGUUUUGAAAGACGGCCGAGAAAUUGCCAUGAAAAUCCAGUACCCAGGAGUAGCAGAGAGCAUCCACAGUGACAUAAACAACCUGAUGUCUGUACUGAAGAUGAGCGUCAUCCUGCCAGAUGGCCUGUUUGCAGACAGCAGCCUGGAGGUCCUCCAGAGGGAGCUCGCAUGGGAGUGUGACUACAAGAGAGAGGCGGAGUGCGCCAAGAAAUUUAGGACCCUGCUGGAGGGCCAUGAGUUCUUCCAGGUCCCUGAGGUGGUCGAGGAGCUGUCUGGGCGCAAGGUGCUUGCCAUGGAACUGAUCCACGGAGUCCCCCUGGACCGCUGUGUCGACCUGGAUCAGGAGACCAGGAAUAAGAUCUGCUUCAGCAUCCUGCAGCUCUGCCUCCGGGAGGUCUUUGAGUUCAGGUUCAUGCAGACGGAUCCCAACUGGGCCAACUUCUUCUACAACGCCGAGACCAACAAGAUCAUCCUGUUGGACUUCGGUGCAUGCAGAGGCUACGACGAGGCCUUCACAGAUGACUACAUACAGGUGGUGCACGCGGCCUCAGUGGGCGAUCGAGCAACGGUUCUCUCCAAAUCCAAGGACCUGAAGUUCCUCACCGGCUUCGAGACCAAGGCCUUCCAGGAGGCCCACGUGGAGGCGGUGAUGAUCCUGGGCGAGGCCUUCUCCUCCGCGGAGCCCUUUGACUUCAGCAGCCAGAGCACCACCAAGCGCAUCCACGGCCUGGUGCCCGUCAUGCUGCGCCACCGCCUCACGCCCCCGCCCGAGGAGAGCUACUCCCUCCACCGCAAGAUGGCUGGCUCCUUCCUCAUCUGCUCAAAGCUUGGCGCCAGCAUCGCCUGCCGGGACAUGUUCCUGGAGAUCCACCGGGCGUACCAGGAGCGGAGCAAGGGGCAGGCAGAGGCUGCCGCCGCCAUCGAAGGCGCCGCCGCCAUCGAAGGCGCUGCUUAGAUAAACAACGCGCCAUGUUGUGAGAUGUACCCCCUGAGCUCUGUGGACGUGUGAGCCUGCUCCCGGGGGCCAGGGGUGUCGGCAGGUCAACACCUCUGGCUUGUAACAGUGUGUGAACUCUGACCUGGCUGAUGACUGGCAGUUGUGGAUUGGGUGGAGCUGCUGUGGGUUUGACUUGAACUGGUUGUCUGGACUCUGGCGGUUCUCCUCAACUGAUGCACUCCAGUGACUUCUCUGACACUGAACUGGUAUCAUGAAAUAGGAAGCUACUAUAUAUUUAGUUGAUGAUAAAUAUACUUGUAUUUGUAUAAUAAUUAUCUGCAGUAAUGUAUUAAUAAAGUUUUCUUUUUUCGUUUUUUUGAUUUAUUUAUGCUCGAUCAAUGUCAAACGAUACACUGUAGACGUCCAAGGCCAUGCAGAUGCUGAUAUGCAAUAAUGUUGCCAAGGGCAGGUCUACACAUGCAACAUGUUCCAAGAAGGUAGUAAUUAUGUGAAAAGCCUCUUGUGGUAAUAGACAAGAGGCUCUUCACUUUAUGACAUGGUUUAUUAAUAGUCUGUUGCGUUUUCCUUCAGUUUGCAAAGAACUGUUAUUUCCUGGCAAAGAACUGUUUUUUUUCUCCUUGCCAGGAAUAUGUGAGAAUAAAAAAGAAAUACCUCCUUUUUAUAAUGUGUGUGUG
This is a messenger RNA of Gadus chalcogrammus (walleye pollock), 2723 nucleotides long. RefSeq names its product coenzyme Q8B (gene coq8b). Gene Ontology annotation, cellular component: extrinsic component of mitochondrial inner membrane. Bases 94 to 2046 code for a protein of 650 amino acids. The record is from RefSeq and is a predicted model, not a curated record. The transcript has 16 exons. NCBI's taxonomy places the organism in Eukaryota, Metazoa, Chordata, Actinopteri, Gadiformes, Gadidae. Gene Ontology annotation, biological process: ubiquinone biosynthetic process. Gene Ontology annotation, molecular function: kinase activity.